AUGACAACAAUACACAAGUAUGGAAGAUACUACAUACCCCUCACCUCAUCUGAACUUGACGAUCUGUGCACUGGCUUAAAAGAAAUGAGGGAGCAGUUGGAACAUGCUUGCAAGAAAUUUGACACUACACAAACGAGUUAUUCAUUCUGGCAGAGCCCAAGUAUUGAUAAGGGUAGGCAUAAUCGAGCUCUCUGCAUUGAUGGUACUAGUGGCGUGUACCUUGUGAGCAAGAAUCUGAAAGGCCCUGGCCAUCCCAUACAUGUUCAGAAGAGAACGUUUCUUGGAAAUGCAUUAUCAACAUGUGAGCUAAGUGACUGCUUAAAUGCAAAGCAAGCAGCUGCUAGAAGCCUUUUACCAUCAUUCGAAUGUGAUCAUAUCCUGUCAGUGGCAUUUGCUGAUAGUUACUCCCUUUCUGUAACGCUAAAGAAUGAGAGUCUAACCAAUCUUGUCGACCGGCAGCUCAUCUCUGAAAGUCAGAAGUCAGCAUGUCUGGCACUACGUGCUAAAGCAGAAAAAUCAAAUUGCCCUGCUGUAGUGAGCACUUUGGGUACACAACUUAAGCCAAGUGGUAGCAGAUAUGUCUUUUUUUCUGUAUUGACUGAUUCUGUGCAUUAUUGGAGUCGCCUAAAGAGAACAGUUGUUUGCUUAGACAUACAGAACAUGACAUGGAUCCGUCUUUGCUCUUGUUUUGGUCCAAAGAACUGCAUUCAUCGAUCAGUUGCAAAGUGGAUGUUUUAUCAGGAGCACUCACAUCUCAUGUGGCUUGAAAAAGCUUGUGAGUCUGAGGAUGGCCUUGAUGAGUGUACUAAUGACGAGACAACAGACAAUGAAUGCAACAUGUACAUGUAUCCACCUAGUGGAGGCAUGCUGAAAAUACUCUUGGACUAUGUUUACAACCACAAAAGAAUCCCACUUCAGUUAGAUUCAAGACUGACAUCUAACACUCCAAAGCUGUCACAAGUCAUGCUCUCCGAGGUGACAUGCAACUUUUGUACUGGUGUAAAAUUACAAGGUCCGUUUAACAUCAACAUCACAACAAAGGACCGUGUUGCCACUGUCAUCGAGUCAAUGACAGGCUUAAAAUUGUCUCACAAUACCUUAGUGGAUGCGUAUUGUCACUUUGAGGCUCCAUCUGAGCACACAUACGAGUUUUGUUGCAUUCACUGUGGAUAUCAUCCACCUAUUCUGACAGUUGAUGUCAACAGAAAGGCAGUUUUCUCAUUGGCAAAUCUAAUCGUCCGUGAACCAUCUCCAGAAAAUGACAUAGUUGACAGUGAAGCAUUUUGGACCAAAGUCGAAUACGAAAAACGCUUGCCAGAGGUUUCUAUGAAACCAAACUACACAGGUUGGGCUCCAUGGAUUGGCCCAUUUACUCGUUGUGCCAGCACCGUCUUGAACACAGAAUAUCGAAAAUGUCAGAUCAACAGCAACAGUCAUAAUGAAACAACAGAACAUGACUUUUCAAUGAUCACAGAGGACGAACUUGUUGAUCUUCUUGGCAACAGCUCUGGAAACAGUGCAGAAGCUUUGCAGGCAAGCAGGUUUGUUAUUCUAGCACAUUGUUCGAUUAAACGAUAUGGAGGCUGGUUGUCAGCCACUUGCCCUCAUCAAGUUGUUUAUGCCCGGAAGUUUUUACUUUGCGCAGAAAGUCCAAGGGACUAUGUUGAUGUCCUCGUGUCUAUGAAGCAUCAACCAACUGUAACCAUUGUUGAUAUGGUUCACAUGGUUGUUGCACACGGAAAUUCUCGCUUCCCACACAUGUUUCAUCCAUAUCAUGGAAGGGUAACUGAAGCAACUCCAUCAAAUAUCCAGGCAGCUCAAAACCAUUCUUUACUUAUACCAAUGCCAUGGCUACAGCAGACUGUGGCUACUAACAAUGAACAGUCAGCAAUUACUUUAGACCAUAACUAUCAAGUGCGUAGUCAUCCAAGCACAGGAGUGUCUGCAAAGUAUUGGCUAUUUGACAAGCUUCAUGAGUGA
Molecule: messenger RNA, 1980 nt
Organism: Corticium candelabrum
Lineage: Eukaryota; Metazoa; Porifera; Homoscleromorpha; Homosclerophorida; Plakinidae
Exons: 8
Coding region: 1-1980 (659 amino acids)
Source: RefSeq, a predicted model, not a curated record